GCAUGGCUCAACACCGCAUGGUAGUGGAUUGGCGUUGAUCAGUUAUGCUUAACUGUGGCGUGCACGUAUGUGCGACUGUGCUUGGAGGAACGUUUCCCUAUCUCUGUGGCAAUUGUUGAAGGCAUGGUCAAUGUAAAUUCAACAGACAAAUUUUACUGAAUAAGCAGUACAUAAGAUCCUCUGUAUACAUUAUCAAGUGAACGUGAUCAUGCCCGCACAACUUUUAGAGCGAACAGAAAUAUUGCUCGCAUCCGACGUAUUCCAGAAUUUACCGAUAUGUUCAGUGUUCUACCUCAUUAUCCAAGUAGUCAAGUCCGAAUCGAUACUACUGAUCCUGUUCCAAGUUUUAUUCCCAGGCAAUGGAGAGGAUACAGUGAACAAGCCAGAGAGGCUCUUAUUAGAUAUAAAAAAUUUAACUAUGAUCCUAGCAUAAAGGUCCCACUUAAAAUGUAUGAGAAGGCAGAUGUGUCAGGAAAAGACAGAUACAAGUUUUUCAGAAGACCGAUUAUACCAUUCUUGCAACAAGUUACUCCCAAUGUAGUUCUUCAUGCGGACAGCGAUCCAUUUAGCAGGACAGAUGUUAUUGCGGAGAGAGGAACAACACCACUUACUAAGAAUAGGCAUGUGCAAACAGAUUACAGAGAUAAUGAAACACAGACAGAUGCUUACACUCCAGAAUAUGUUAUUCGACCAGGAUCGAAACCAGAACUUUUAACCCUAGCUACGUUAUCUUAUGGUCAUGGCUUGCCAGCUGGCUUAGCAGAAGUUGAAAUGAUUGAAAGAGCACGUGCAAAGAGGGCUUGGGAAGCCACUCUGCCAGCUUUAAAUGAUCUGGAAAACUUAAAAUUAAGAAGAAAAAUGAUGGACGAACAAGAGCGAAAGGAAUGGGCGUUUAGAGAAAAAGAAAUUGAAAAACUGCAAGAAGCUAAACUGAACCUUUUGGAAAGUCUAUUACAAGAACGCGAGGAAAGAUACAACGAUUUAAACACGAAAAGGCUUGAUAAGCUUUGGUCGGAAAAACAACAAAAAAAAGAUACAAAGUUUGAUAAAAUACGUGCAGAACAUAUAAAAAUGAUACGAAAAUUGCUUCAAAAACGACAAAAAGUCGAGGGAAAAUUUGAACGCCGUAAUAUUUUAAAGGAAUAUGCUGACCCCGGAUCUCAAGCUUAUGCACCGUUGUCUCGUAUUGGUGUUUUCAUGGACCGUGGCUCUGAGAAAUACAAGGUCAAAAGUCGUUAUUUAACUACAUAUCAAGGUUUAUUAGAGUUGGAAAACUCUUUACCGGAUUAUAUUCUAAGGCCGAGAAUACAAGCACCGAAACCAAAAUCAGCGAGCAAAGGUGCUUAUGUAAAUCGCAGACAACGGCGCCACCACGAAUUGGAAGAGAUUGCAAAAGAGCUUGAAAAUGCAAAGAGAGAGAAGGAACCCCAAAAGCCACUUCGCUAUUUAGAGAAAAUAGAAAAACCCAUUUCUAGACCUCCCACACCAUCUGUUAGUUUACCUAAUGAGAGAGAAGAAAAAAUAGAACUUGCUAUGAUAUACUUACAAAAAGUCAUUAGAGGACAGGCUGUACAAAAUAUGAUGCACGAUAAUAUAGAGAAGCGUGGCGAGUUGAUCAAUGAACUUCGUAGCACACAUGCUUUGCAGCAAGCUGAACAAGCUAUAAAAAAACAGGAGAAGAAUAAGAAAUUGCAAGUACAAAGACAAGAACGGAUAGAUAAUCAACAGGAAUCGUUUGUGGAUGAAAUACUGGAUCACUUGGAAGGUGCUUGCUUAGGAGACAUGCUCGAUUUUCUAAGUAAGGAACUAAUACGAUUUCAGGAGGAGCGUCGAAUUCAUGCGUUUGCGAUGCUAGCAGAAAGACAGAGAAGGUUACGCGAAGCUGAAGAAAGUGGAAGAAGACAAGUCGAGGAGAGAAGAAGAAAAGAAGAAGAUGAAGUUUUUAAACAGGUGAUUGGUGUACACCAAGAAACUGUAGAUAUUUACCUUACUGAUAUAAUCAACGAUGCUAUCGAGACUACCGCAGAUGAACAAGCAAGACAGGAAGUUAAGCUAAUAGCUGAAAAAAUAAACCAGAUUGCGUAUGAAAUGGAGACGUCAAUGACUCAAUUACAAGGCGAAGAGAUUGUGGCCGAACUCGUGACGUCAUUUUUGCUCCCAGAAGUGGAACGAAUCAGCAUGCGAGAAAAUGUUAAACGAAACCAACGCAAGCAUCUGCUGGCUGCUCAUCGUAUCAUCUAUGACGAAGCAAAACAACUCGAACAACCUGAAACUAAAAGUGUAAACGAAUAGCGUGCAGACAACAUUGUAGCUAUUAGGCAUUAUUUUUUUUACAAGCUUUUCUUUUACAGAAAUGGUAGUGUUUUUUUCUGUCAGUCCGCUUUUUACCGAAGUUAAAAAAAUGCACCAAUUGAUCAUAUUCCUGUCCGUAGUGUAGUAAGAAAUUCUCAAUCUUGCUGUUAUAUCUAUCAUUUUGAUUGGUUACAUUUAAACUGUCUAUUUUUGAUUUAGUCCAAUGUAUAGUUCGACAAAUUUUAUUAUGCAAAGAAUAAAA
Hydractinia symbiolongicarpus is the source of this 2554-nucleotide messenger RNA. RefSeq names its product cilia- and flagella-associated protein 91-like. Lineage: Eukaryota; Metazoa; Cnidaria; Hydrozoa; Anthoathecata; Hydractiniidae. The coding region runs from base 277 to 2292 and encodes 671 amino acids. The record is from RefSeq and is a predicted model, not a curated record. The transcript is spliced from 18 exons.